Funneliformis caledonium is the source of this 440-nucleotide messenger RNA. Lineage: Eukaryota; Fungi; Glomeromycota; Glomeromycetes; Glomerales; Glomeraceae. The record is from the annotation of a GenBank genome assembly.
GAUUUCAACCAUUUAAUAAAACAAAUAAAGUAUUGGAAAAUCUCACCAAUUCUUUUGAUACUAUAAAUUUAAAAUAUGAUAAAAAAUAUGAUAGUAUAGAAUGUAAUAAUGAAGAUGAAGAAUAUAAUAAUGAAAAAGGUAAUAAUGAAGAUAAAGAAUAUGAUAGUGAAGAAGGUAAUAAUAAAGAUAAAGAAUAUAAUAAUAAUGAAGAAUGUAAUAAUGAGGAUGAAAAAUUUGAUAGUGAAGAUAAAGAAUAUAAUAAUGAGUUUAUAAAAAUUGAUUUUGAAGAGGAAACAAAUUUUUUAUAUCCUUCACAAGAAAUUACAAAUAUUUUUUCUAAUGAUGUUGCUGAAGAAUAUGCAAAAUUAAUUAUAAAACAUAAUUUAAGUCAAAAAGCUGCUAAUAAUAUUUGCCAGUUUUUUAAUAAAUUUUCAUUAUAA